AUGACUUCUUCAAAGGGUGAUGCGGGAAGAGUUGUACUCAAACAGGACGCGUCAGUCAGGAGAUGGAUGAACACCCUCAAGGGCGCAGAAUCGUUUCUUUCUGAUGCAGAAAAGGGGAAGCUGCCAGCAAAGGCGAUUGUGCCAGGGGAGUUCGACUCAGUUGAGAACCUCUUGAAGAGGACAAAGGAGCAGGUGCAUAGAGAGGCCACUAGGCUGCAUGCCCUGGAUGCACCCGAGAAACCGCCAACUCCGAUCGGUGCCAAGAAGCUCGAGCUGCUGACUGGACCUGGAGAGCAGAAUGCUGAGGAGGGCUUCCAGGGUACGGCGAGGAGGGAUGCGCGACCUGGACAGGUCGUCCGUGAAGUGACCGACAUGGUUGAUCAGUACAAGGCGGAGGAGGACGAGGCUGCCAAGGAGCUUCUCCGCACGAUCGCUUCCAAGAUCGUCGAGGCGUUCGACAACCACGGGCUGUCCGCAGCUCAAAUCGCUAGGGAGCUUACGGAUUCGGAUUCGGGCUCGGACGAGGGGGGCGAGUCGUCGGGUACCAUGGCUGAGCGGCAGAUCAUGCCCCAAAAGGGGCAGAUGCUGACAAGCGGGGUAACGUCGGACACCAUCCUGGGCCGAGAGACGCCAGACGUCGGCGUUGCUGACUGCACUGACCUGCCGGGACUGCCCAAGUCGUCCAAGUUCUGCCUGGAAGGGCGACCAUGGUCGAAGCUUCCCGGGAUGAACUCGGCGAUGACCUCCGGAGACAUGCGGGCCAAGAUCAAGGAGCUGAAGGAGCAGGCGAGACGGAACAUGGGGCUCCCCAACGCGAACAAGGUGGACCAGGAGGAGCUGUCGAAGCUCCAGGACAUCGUGAAGAGCACAAAGAAGGCGCUCAACGAGCAGGAGAGCAAGCUCAAGGAGAUUCGAGAUGAGAAGCACAAGGCUUUGCAGGAUCUUGACGAGCAGAAGAAAGUGAUUACCAUGGCGAAAGACGCCAGGAAACAGCGCCUGGCGUGGAGGGCCAUGGACGAUGGGAUGACCAGGGCGUACAAGGAAGCAGGAUUUAAGUUGCCGCUCUCAGCGGGUUUUGACAAGAAGUGA
This is a messenger RNA of Guillardia theta CCMP2712, 1089 nucleotides long. RefSeq lists its product as hypothetical. The record is from RefSeq and is a predicted model, not a curated record. Lineage: Eukaryota; Cryptophyceae; Pyrenomonadales; Geminigeraceae. The transcript has 7 exons. The coding region runs from base 1 to 1089 and encodes 362 amino acids.